GCGCCCGCUGGCAACAAACGAUCUUUGCGGCGAACAUGGACGCCGCCACAUGAAAGUCAGGCCGUGACCGAGUCGGACGGAUCCACUCCGCUGGAGCUUCGCCCGAUGGAGCCCGAGCAGCAGCAGCUGAGGAGUCUGCGAGACUUCCUGCUGGUCUACAACCGCAUGACGGAAGUGUGCUUCCAGCGGUGCUCCAGCAACUUCAACUACAGGACCCUGACCCUGGACGAGGUCCAGUGUGUGGACAACUGUGCCGGGAAGCUGAUCCGCUCCAACCACCGCAUCAUGGAGACGUACGUGCGCUUGAUGCCGCGCAUGAUGCAGCGGCGGAUGGAGGAGAUGGAGAGCAAAGCGGCGGCGGCGGCGGCUCUGGCCCCUCCCGAGGCGCCUGUCAGCCCAGGGACCGGGUCGGACCUGCCUCCAGUCACCGGUGCCGCGGACUCCUCUGGUCCUGCCGCCGUCAGCCAACCCUCCAGCGGAGCGUCGUAGAAGCUGCCCUGGUGUCAGACUGAGCCGCUCGGGUCGGAACCGGACCGGACCAGAGCAGACUGCAGUGGAGUGCUGGUCCGCCCCAGACGGGGAGGUGGCGCCGUGUUUGUGGACAGUGCCACCCUCUUGUUCUGAGGCAGAAGCUCGUCUGUUUCAGCUCUGCAAAGGUCCAGUGGCACCGAAACAAGGAGAGCAGCGGCGUUUGAAGAGCUGUCACCUCACCGGCACAGUCAGCCGACAUGAAACCCUGUCAGUGAGGACCUGUGUGAUCAGCCGUGUGCGUGAAUAAACCUCAGAGACGCGUCCUGCUCUUUGGCUUCUGAUCC
This is a messenger RNA of Synchiropus splendidus (mandarinfish), 815 nucleotides long. It is a transcript of the gene timm10b, whose product is annotated as translocase of inner mitochondrial membrane 10 homolog B (yeast). Gene Ontology annotation, cellular component: mitochondrial intermembrane space chaperone complex. NCBI's taxonomy places the organism in Eukaryota, Metazoa, Chordata, Actinopteri, Syngnathiformes, Callionymidae. The transcript has 3 exons. The record is from RefSeq and is a predicted model, not a curated record. The coding region runs from base 106 to 489 and encodes 127 amino acids.